AUACGUCCUAAUAUUUAUAAACAUAAAUUUUACGACACUCAAUGUAUUUUAUUUAUGAAACGAAUAUGAUAAGCUAUGAAAGUAAUUAUGUACCAAUCAAUUAGUGUUAAUAAUAAUAUGAUUUAUCAAGUUGUUGUUGCUCUCAAUAAGUGAUUUUUUUGUAUCUAUCUAUUUACGCAGUUUGUAAUUUGGACAUUUUCUGUACAUCACCUUGUUCUUAAGUAGGUGCAUAGGCAGCGACAAUGAAUAAAGACAAACGAGAACUAGAAUAUCCGGCUGAAUUAGAGUCACAGUUCAUACUUAAGCUUCCUGAACAUCCUGCUAAAAUACUACGAGAAUUGUUAAAGUCAGGUGAGAAUUUGAAAAAUCGUCUUACCAUACAGAUUGAUAAUGAUAUGCGGCGUGGAGAGGUACGCUUGGAUCAUUGGUUGAUGCAUGCUAAAAUAAUUGACCUUCCAACUAUUGUCGAGUCCUUGAAAACUAUUGAUGGUAAAAGUUUCUAUAAAACAGCAGAUAUUUGUCAAAUGAUGAUUUGCAAAGAUGGACCAGACCAACCAAUAGCUGAAGAAGAAAUACCAACAAAAAAUAAAAAAAAGGAUCCUUAUAAGGUAGAUAAAAAGUAUUUGUGGCCCCAUGGUGUAACUCCACCAACUAAGAAUGUUCGUAAACGCAGAUUUCGAAAAACUCUAAAGAAGAAGUUUGUUGAAGCACCAGAAAUAGAAAAAGAAGUUAAGAGGCUACUCAGAGCUGAUAAUGAAGCUAUCAGUUUCACUUGGGAAGUUAUCAAAGAAGAAGAUGAAUCGAACAAGCCUGAACCAACCACAUCAAAAAAUACAAAACCUGAAAAAAAGUCAAAAACUAAACGAGGCUCUAAACGAGAAUCAACAUUGCAUGCCACUAAACCAGAGUCAUCAAACAUUGUUGAUAUAUUUGGAGGGGGUGUGAGCGAUAGUGAUUUUGAAGAUGAAACUGUUAAUGUUGAUUUGCAAAACAGUCGUCUAUCAGUUUGUGACAGUCGUCUUUCUGGCAAUAGCACGAAUCAAAGUUUGGGUGAAUCACUAACUAAAUCAUCAGCCUUACCCAUUGAGUUUGGAUCUCAUAUGUUCCAAUCAUCCCAGGGAGUAUCAUCAACUUCUGAUGCAAAGUGUGAUCUCUCAUCUGAAGAUGAUGGUGAAUUUAGCCAUGAAAAAGAUGAUAUGGCUUUGAGAAUUAAUCAACUUAAAUUGGAAGUGGAUGAACUGAAACAACGCCGACAGAAGAUCAAACUUGAAAUUUCAGGAAUAGAAAACUUAGCUCUACGUCAAAGAUUUCAAGAUAACCUGCACACUCUCAAUCAAGAUAUAAUGUAUAAAGAAAUGAAAUACCAGGGUCUUCUUACUCUGCAAAACUCUGAGGAUAUUUAAAAUGCAGAUAUAGCAGAAAUGUACUAUUUUUAAAAUAGUCAAAAUUGAGUUUUAUUGAUUCAAUUUGGAUAUUUUUCAUUAAUUCUUUUCAAGAGUUAUAUUAUUGAUUACUUAAUUUAAGUGAAUUUAUUUGUUGUACUGUUUUUAUUGAUUAUACUGGGAGUAAGGGAACCACUUUCGUAAAUUAUGACAGUAGAAACUAAAAAGUAUACAUGGACUAAAUGAAAAUUGUUAUAAAAUUGUGUAUUUCACUAAUUAUUGCACUUCAUGCAAUGCUACUUGUGAAUCUGAAGAGCAAGCUACUGUCAAGUCGAAUGUCAAUAACAUGAGUAAAAGCAAUAGCAAGUUUAUAUAUUGACAUGAUUAAUUACUGUUUUAACUUCGAGAAUGAUUACUUAACACUUUUGAAUUCAGGGUAAAAAUAAAAAAAAAUUAUAGAUUUAAUUUAUAAUAAAAAUUAUCUGUAUGUGAAAUAAUUGAUAAUGUAUAGCAAGUAGCUAAACCUAACAUUCCAAUUAGAAACUGAUUGGUGAAAGUACAUUAAAUUGGUUGUUUACUUUCUGUGUUAAUAUCCUUAGAAGCAAUAACUUUUUUACUAAUUUCUUGGGUUAACGAGCUCAUGGCCCAUCUGGCAUUAAGUGAUUACCGGUGCUUAUAAAUAUGAUAGCGUAAUUUCCGUCACCCACAACUCAAGGGAGAUGUUGGCUGACAUAAAAUAUUAGAACAAAAUUUAUUACGAGCAACUUUCAAAUAACAAUUUAAAAAAUCCUACCAGUUCGCUGCUAGUAGCCUAGAGGCUAUUCCAGUUACGCCCGGAUUGAUUUUAGCAAGCUAUUUCAAAUAUACAAAUCACGAUAAACCUGUACAGUACAAGAAUUGAAUUAGUCUUCAAUUCUGAAAAUGACUUUAAGCUGAGCAUAAACUGAAGCAAUAUAAUCUUACUCACACAUUGCCUAGUCUAGUUUACAAUAAAAAAAAUUGCUUACUAUGCAAACACCUAAGAGGUAAACUUAGUAGUUUACUAUUAUCUGAUUUUUUAAAGAAGAUAUGUUGAGGGUAGCUUUAAUAAGAUUUGUUGUCAACGUCACUUUAUGAAUACGUUAACUACAGUUGAAACCUCGUUAAUAUUUCUAAAGUACUGCCCCACUCUUGAAAUCUUGAAGGUCUCGUUAGGGCAGUCGUUAGCGUUCUUGACUACUGGGCCGAGGGUCGUCCGUUCGAAUCCCACAAUGGUCAAAGAUUCGUGCAUAUAUUAAAAAUUAAUUAAAUACUGAGCAUUCGUGCGACGAACAAUUAUUUGUUUUCUCUGUGUCUAGGUGUUUAAUAUUUAUAUAAGUAUCACACAUACUUAAAUGCAUUUUGAAUUCCAAUAAUUGGGACGAACCAGCAGAGAAAUGGCGGUUCUCUCAGAGGAAAGAUUAAAAUUAUGAAGAUUGAUCGCAGCUUGUGUCCCGCUAGAACCAAAUUCUAAGCUCCGUCAUAGCUAACAACAGAUCCUGUGAGAAAUAUAUCAAAAAAGGGAUUGGUAUGGCAAAGAGUUCUUUGUCCUAAAUGGACUGAGUAUGGACUAACAUAAACAUUUCGGGAUAGACCAAGAUGCACUUUCUCUUCUUUUCCAUUUUUCUUUACGGUGGGGAGACUACCGUCGAAUCGACGCGUUUGAAAAGUGGUGCUGUAAGAUUUUUAUAUUGCUUAGAUGGUUGGUCGAGCUCACGGCCUACCCGAUGUUAAAUAGUCAUCGUAGCCCAUAGACACCAACAACGUAAAUGUCGCCUGAAACUUAGAACUCGUGCUAGCACGAGCACAAAUUCUAAGUUUCAAUUCUUACAACAAAACGGCUGCCUCAACCGCUGCUUCAAACCGAGACGCAUUACUAUUUCGUUUCACUACAGAAAUCAGAGAGUUGAAAUAUGACUAGAGGAGCAAACCUCAGUACCUUGCGUACUCAAAAGUGUAGCCGCUUUAUGCGGCGACGAUGUAGCUUUGAAAGUAAUAAAGAUUUUAAAUUAAACAUAUUAAUUUAUCUCUUACUCUAGUUCACUAGUUACGCGGCGUAUUGUUAGUUGGGUAAAGAUGGUAGGUAAUAUUACUUGAAGCAGAACGAUUUAUGUAACCUGCUUAAGAAAUAUUUUGCCAGAAUAUUUAUUAUUUAAGCGAAAAUGAAUAAAUAAAAUAAUUUAACUAAAAUAAUUUUGAA
This is a messenger RNA of Bombyx mandarina (wild silkworm), 3600 nucleotides long. RefSeq names its product transcription initiation factor TFIID subunit 7. The record is from RefSeq and is a predicted model, not a curated record. Gene Ontology annotation, cellular component: transcription factor TFIID complex. Gene Ontology annotation, biological process: transcription initiation at RNA polymerase II promoter; RNA polymerase II preinitiation complex assembly. Gene Ontology annotation, molecular function: RNA polymerase II general transcription initiation factor activity. Lineage: Eukaryota; Metazoa; Arthropoda; Insecta; Lepidoptera; Bombycidae.